AUGCCAUUUAUCGGACGCGAUUGGCGUGCAAAUGGAGAACAAUGGACAAAAACUGAACUUGGCUCAUGGCAACGACCAAAACCAAUAUCACUAUCAAAUUCUUUAACAAAUCUAAAUGCAAGUCUAUCCGAUAUACUCAAUGCACUUGAUAUUGUUAAUUCAGUUAGUAACAUUCGACGUUUUAAUUAUGUUGCAAAAGUUGUACAAAUUUUAUUGAAAGAAAAAUUAAGCGAAUUAAGUGGCAAUGCUCAACGUUGUUUAUUUCAGAUUAUCGAACGAAUGAUCGAUACGGCUCUUAAAACUGGCGAUAAUAUUCCUUUAAUGCAACGGAUAGUGACGCAAUUUCUUAAUUCUAUAGAAGCUGCAUAUCCAUUUUAUUAUUAUAUUGGUUCAAGUCAAUUAUGGCAACAACAUAUUGAAAAGUUAACACAUAUGAAAGAGAAAAUGAAACAUAUUCGAGUAAAUCGAAUAAAAACAGAUGAAGAUAAUAGUAAAAUAAAAUUUGAUUAUCUUCCAGUUGAAAUGCAACGUGAAAUAGUUCGACGAUUAGAUAGCGGCGCAGAUAUAGCAAAUGUGGGAAUGAUUAAUUCAAAUUUAUAUCGAGUAACACAAGAAUUACUUCUUUGGCGACAAUUAUGUCUUCAUCAUUUUGGUGAUGAAACUAAGAAUAGUAAUCAAACAACAGUAUUCGGAGAGAAAAUUUCUGGUUUUCUUCGACGACAAAACAAAAAUAUGAAUGUGGAUAUGGAUAACGUUGAUUGGAAAAAAAUUUAUUUUGUAUUAAAACGACAAUAUGGUCUUCGAGAUGUUUAUGCUGAAAUGAUUCAUCAAUGUCAAUUAUGUAAAUAUUUAUACUGGCAGGAUGCUGAUCAUCCAUGUCCAUAUGAAAAACUUUCAUCGUCAUCAAAACCUAUUACACCACGAAAACUUGUAAUUAUGUUAAUAUAA
This is a messenger RNA of Rotaria socialis, 948 nucleotides long. The record is from the annotation of a GenBank genome assembly. Lineage: Eukaryota; Metazoa; Rotifera; Eurotatoria; Philodinida; Philodinidae.